Alnus glutinosa is the source of this 783-nucleotide messenger RNA. RefSeq lists its product as uncharacterized. The transcript has a single exon. The coding region runs from base 1 to 783 and encodes 260 amino acids. NCBI's taxonomy places the organism in Eukaryota, Viridiplantae, Streptophyta, Magnoliopsida, Fagales, Betulaceae. Gene Ontology annotation, molecular function: catalytic activity. The record is from RefSeq and is a predicted model, not a curated record.
AUGUCAAAGAUAAGCCAGUCCUCACCCAGUUCGGCGGGGGGAGGGCGUCUGUCUCACUGGAAGCGGGUGGCCAGGAAUGGAAGUGUGGCACAGAGCUCAAAUUCAGACUCACGGAUCCUUCCGGAGAAGCGAGGUCUCGAGGAUGUCUCAAAGGAAUGUGGGGAAGCUGAACACCCUUCCAAAGAGAUGAGGUAUGAGGCUUCUAUUUCUGAAGUUGCUUAUGUUCCGGCGGUGGCUGCUCGGCAGCCCCUCCAUCACCAAGGCUGGAACUGUCGAGGGCUUGGGAACCCUCGCACAGUUCAAGACCUUCAUCUGAUGGUGACGGAAAAGAGACCCACGUUCUUAUUUCUCAUGGAAACAAGAGUGAGGAAUGAGAAGCUACAGCGUAUUCGGGUGAGGCUGGGAUUUGAAGGAUUACUUAUAGUGGAGCCAAUUGGAAGGAGUGGGGGUUUGGCUUUUAUGUGGAAGGAUUCGGGGGAGGUGGAUAUUAUCAAUUAUUCACUUAGACAUAUAUGUGCCUCUAUUAAGUUAAGGGGAUCGGAUUUUCAAUGGAAGUUUACAGGAUUCUACGGUAAUCCAAACCGUGCUUUGAGAGAGGCUUCUUGGCAUUUGUUGAAUCAUUUGAGCUCGUAUAGCCCUCGGGAUUGGUUGUGUGUCGGUGAUUUUAACGAGAUAGUUGAUCUCACUGAGAUGGUAGGGGGGUUGGUUCGCAAUGAACAACAAAUGGAGAAUUUCCGGUCCACUCUGUUACGAUGUGACCUAGGAGAUCUUGGUUUUCGCUGA